AUUUUUGCCCCUUUUGUUUUGUUCCCUUAUACUGCUUUAUAAAAAAUCAACGUGCUGGAGUUCAACCUUAUUUUCAAGGUAAAAAGUUAAAAACAAUACACCGGGAACAUGCCAUCCAAAUCAAAACCGCGACUGUCGCGUGGUGUCCUGGACAUGAAGUUCAUGCAGCGCACCAAGGUUAAAGUGGAAAAGGAGGCGGACGAUGAGCAAAGUCGAGCACUGUACUCCAAUGAGAUCAACCAGAAGAUGCUCAAUUCCAGCUCGAACUUCUUGGUGGAAUCUAGUUACUCUAUAUGCGCUGGCCUGGUCGACGGACGCCUUAGUUUCCGGGGCAUGAAUCCGGAACUGGAGCUGCUAAUGGAACAGGAGCUGGCGGAGAAACAGGGCCGCACGAAGCCGGAGCAGCCCAAGGAAGUGUCCGACCAGGACAUGGUCAAGGCCUACUACGCCAACAAGGCGCCCACGGUGAGCGGCAGCAUGGGCAAAAAGUUCAGCACCAAGAAGGACUUCAAAAGGAAGCAGAAUGGCGACGAGAGUGGGAAUAAGCAUCCCAAAAAGAAGCAGCAAUUCAAGAAACCACGCUCGGAUGACGAUUAGUUUACUCCUUAGUUGUUACACACUGACCUAGCUAAUAGUAAAAUAAAAUAUACGAAUUCAA
This is a messenger RNA of Drosophila elegans, 658 nucleotides long. It is a transcript of the gene Mpp6, whose product is annotated as M-phase phosphoprotein 6. The record is from RefSeq and is a predicted model, not a curated record. The transcript has a single exon. Gene Ontology annotation, biological process: maturation of 5.8S rRNA. NCBI's taxonomy places the organism in Eukaryota, Metazoa, Arthropoda, Insecta, Diptera, Drosophilidae. The coding region runs from base 109 to 597 and encodes 162 amino acids.